Dichomitus squalens LYAD-421 SS1 is the source of this 948-nucleotide messenger RNA. Its product is annotated as Metallo-dependent phosphatase. Gene Ontology annotation, biological process: G1/S transition of mitotic cell cycle; peptidyl-serine dephosphorylation. Lineage: Eukaryota; Fungi; Basidiomycota; Agaricomycetes; Polyporales; Polyporaceae. The record is from RefSeq and is a predicted model, not a curated record. Gene Ontology annotation, cellular component: cytoplasm. The transcript has 8 exons. Gene Ontology annotation, molecular function: protein serine/threonine phosphatase activity. Bases 1 to 948 code for a protein of 315 amino acids.
AUGACCUCCUUCGAUCCGGACAAAUGGCUCUCGAUGCUCCUGGAAUGUCAGCACCUCCCCGAGGCCGACAUGAAGGUCCUGUGCGAGCGCGUGCGCUCCAUACUACUCGAAGAGUCCAACAUUCAACCUGUAACAAGUCCGGUCACAAUAUGCGGCGAUAUCCAUGGACAGUUCUGGGAUUUGCUCGAGCUAUUGAGGAAGGGUGGGAUGGUACCAGAGACGAGCUACAUCUUUAUGGCACACAGUCUGCAGGGUGACUUCGUCGACCGCGGGCACUACAGUCUUGAGACGGUGUCGUUGUUGCUCGUCCUGAAGGCCAAAUACCCCGACAAAGUCACAUUGCUGCGAGGAAACCAUGAGAGCAGGCAGAUAACGCAGGUCUAUGGCUUCUACGACGAGUGCCAACAAAAGUACGGCUCUGCUCAGGUAUGGAAGGCGUGCUGUAGCGUGUUUGACUACUUGAAUCUGGCAGCGAUUAUCGACGGCGAGACGCUAUGUGUCCAUGGCGGUCUCUCUCCGGAUAUCCGAACAUUAGACCAGAUUCGAGUCCUAUCGAGAGCACAGGAGAUCCCACACGAAGGCGCCUUCUGCGACUUGAUGUGGUCGGAUCCGGACGAUAUUGAGAACUGGGCCGUCAGUCCACGAGGAGCGGGUUGGUUGUUCGGAGGGAGCGUAACGCGAGAGUUCAAUCAUGUCAACUCCCUCCAGCUAAUCGCCCGGGCGCAUCAGCUCGUACAAGAGGGCUACAAGUACAUGUUUGACGAGCAGCUGGUCACAGUAUGGUCCGCACCGAACUACUGCUAUCGGUGCGGGAACAUGGCGUCCAUCCUGACGAUUCGCGAUGACGGUGAUCGAUCGUUCACUGUCUAUGAUGCUGCACCGGAGAACGAGAGGGAUAAGGGGAUGCAGAAGACAAGGAAGAUAGGAAAUAUGCCGUACUUCGUGUAG